Molecule: messenger RNA, 2866 nt
Organism: Dermochelys coriacea (leatherback sea turtle)
Lineage: Eukaryota; Metazoa; Chordata; Testudines; Dermochelyidae
Gene: EFEMP1
Product: EGF containing fibulin extracellular matrix protein 1
Exons: 11
Coding region: 427-1785 (452 amino acids)
Molecular function (GO): calcium ion binding
Source: RefSeq, a predicted model, not a curated record
CGCUUACCCUCGGUGCAGCCCGGCGCAAGGGGCGGAGGGGCAGCGGCUGGACUGGGGUUUCUUAACAAAGGUGACACGCUCCCCUGUGGCUGGCACGGCGGGGCACGGGGCGAUCGCUCCCGGUCUCUCCUCCCGCGCAGCGUGCGCCCCAGCCGAAGGGGUUAACUCACUGAGCACGGGGCCGGGAGGGGGCGUUCAAUAGACACCACCGGAGCGGGCCCGUGUCACUGAAUGCCAGGCCGGCGGGGGGAGUAGGAGCGCCAGGCAGCCUUGCGAGCGCUCCCCCGGCGGCGCGCGGAGAGGACGGGCUGGGAGCCGAGCGCGGGGCCAACCUGCUGCGGAAACUCGCUCUCCUCCCCGGCAGCGCUUGCAGGCUAGCCCAGCUCCUAGGUGCCCUCAGAGGAGCCCUGCUCUGCGCUCAGAUUCAUGAUGUUGACAGUUAUGUUCUUGGCUGCUUUCACUCUUACUACAAUAAAUUCACAGGAAACUGAAGAAACUAUAACAUACACGCAAUGUACAGAUGGCUAUGAAUGGGAUCCUGUCAGGCAGCGGUGCAAAGAUAUUGAUGAAUGUGAAAUUGUCCCAGAUGCAUGCAAAGGUGGGAUGAAAUGUGUUAACCACUAUGGAGGAUACCUCUGUCUACCUAGAACAGCUCAAAUUAUUGUAAAUAAUGGACGAGAAGACACAGCUGCUGAAUCCACUGGUGGACGAAACAAUGUCAUUCGACGGACCCCUGCUGAUCCUCAUCGACCACCUCCAAAUCCAACUCACCAAAUACAGUGUGCAACUGGGUAUGAGCAAAGCGAGCAAAAUGUAUGCCAAGAUAUAGAUGAAUGUGCAACAGGAACCCAUAACUGCAGGGCAGAUCAAGUAUGCGUCAAUUUAAGAGGGUCUUUCAGCUGCCAGUGUCCCUCAGGUUACCAGAAACGAGGGGAACAGUGUGUUGACAUAGAUGAAUGCAAUCUCCCUCCAUACUGCCACCAUAGAUGUGUGAACACUCCAGGUUCCUAUUACUGCCAGUGCAACGCUGGGUUCCAGUUAGCAGCCAACAAUCACACUUGUGUAGAUAUAAACGAAUGUGAUGCCAACAACCCAUGUGCACAACAAUGCUACAAUAUACUUGGUUCUUUUAUCUGUCAGUGUAAUCCAGGAUUUGAGUUAAGCAGUGACAGAAUCAACUGUGAAGAUAUUGAUGAAUGCAGAACUUCAAGUUACAUAUGCCAGUAUCAGUGUGUCAAUGAGCCUGGGAAAUUUUCAUGCAUCUGCCCUGAGGGAUACCAGGUGGUAGGAGCUAGAACAUGUCAAGAUAUAAAUGAAUGUGAGACUACUAAUGAAUGCAGAGAGGAUGAAAUGUGCUGGAAUUAUCAUGGUGGAUUUCGUUGUUACCCAAGAAAUCCUUGUCAAGAACCUUAUGUCCUGACAUCUGAGAAUCGCUGUGUUUGCCCAGUUUCCAAUGCCAUUUGUCGAGAGCUGCCAUACUCUAUUGUGUACAAAUACAUGAGCAUCCGUUCAGACAGAACUGUGCCCUCUGAUAUCUUCCAAAUUCAGGCAACCACUAUUUAUCCCAAUACUAUAAACACUUUCCGGAUUAAGUCUGGAAAUGAAAAUGGAGAGUUUUACCUGCGACAAACAAGUGCAAUAAGUGCAAUGCUCGUACUGGUGAAAUCACUAUCGGGACCAAGAGAACAUAUUGUAGAUCUGGAGAUGCUGACAGUCAACAGUUUGAACUAUCGUACAAGUUCAGUGCUAAGAUUAACAAUAAUAGUGGGACCUUAUGCAUUUUAGUUAUUAACCCUUCACAGGCACCUAAAGCAGCCAAAGAAUAUUAUCUUAAAGAAAGCACUUACUAUUUUAUUUAUAGAUUUUGCUUUUUUAAAAAAGAUUUAUUUAGUAAAUCAAUAUCUAUAAUCCACACAUUAUACCUGUAAUUCAAAAUUAAUACGUGUGUUCCAUAUUAUAAUGUGGGUAUUGUCACUUUCUGUAUAAAGACUAAAGUCUUGCCUUAAUUACUGUACUUGGAUUAGACAUCUACAUAUUACACUUUUGUACAAGAAAUAUAUACUUACAGUAUUUUGUAAAACUUCACUUUUCCUAGCCAAGUAGGUCAUAUAAUUAAAAGGUGUUCUCCUGUGUUGUUUAUAAUAGAUUUCAAGUUCUAGCACAGUUACACUGAAUCUCAAAAAGAUAAUAUAGCAUUAAUGAAAUACAAAAUAAAAGCUUUCUGAUAGGUUAAAAUGUAUUUCUUCUUUUUAAUUGCCUUGUAAGAAAGGAUAAAGGUCAAUAAAAUUUUGUUUCUUUAGACACUUAUGCACUAUCAAGUUGGUUUUUUAAUCUGGUUUGGCGUAAAUAUUUUGCAUUAGAUGUUUCUUAAGGACCUGAUAAAUGUAAAGACUUUUAAAACAUACCAUACAGUAACAUUUGAUCUUUCCAAGAAAAAUGGGAUAUGAUAGAAAAACUUCAACAGUAAGUGAAACUCUCAAAGGAAAAUCAUCAAACUGAGAAAUAUUUCUGUAUGAAUAUCACUGCUUGUUUAUGAGAAUGGUACUACUAGUUUUUGUGUAGAGGGAUAUAGCAUUUCUAGACAGAAUUUAAGUGCUACUCUUCCAGAAAUACAAAACUAUAUACUUAGAAUUCAGCACAUUUGCUUGAUUAUUAUGUUUUAUGCCAUAUUUUCAAGCAAUUGGUCCUAAUUCUGUUUUCUAUAACUUGGAUUUUUGUUUCUCAUGUACAGUGUUCAUAGUAUUUCAAGAAUUAAUACAUCUUCCUUGUAAUAUGUAAGACCUUCUCUUAUUUCUGGUUUAAAAUGUAAUAGUUUAUACUUUGGUGUACAAAGUUUUUUAAUAAAUAAAUCUCUCUCCUAUAGUGA